CGGGCAGGGGCUCCGCAUCCCUAGGACCCCCGCACAUGGAUGCGACCAUCGCUUUCUCGGGCUUCCCGGCCUUGCCCUCCGUCUCGCCGUCGGGGCCGCAGCCGCCAAUGCUGGUGGGAGCCGAACCGGGGCGCGAACCCGAGGAAGUGGUGGGUGGUGGAGACACCGAGCCCACGGCCGUGCCCGGCCCGGGGAGGCGACGCCGGCGGCCACUUCAGCGUGGGAAGCCGCCCUACUCGUACAUCGCGCUCAUUGCCAUGGCCCUGGCGCACGCUCCGGGCCGUCGUCUCACACUGGCAGCCAUCUACCGCUUCAUCACUGAGCGCUUCGCCUUCUACCGCGACAGCCCGCGCAAGUGGCAGAACAGCAUCCGCCACAACCUCACCCUCAACGACUGCUUCGUCAAGGUGCCGCGCGAGCCGGGCAAUCCGGGCAAGGGCAACUACUGGACGCUCGAUCCCGCGGCCGCAGACAUGUUCGACAACGGCAGCUUCCUGCGGCGCCGCAAGCGCUUCAAGCGCGCCGAGCUCCCCGCACCGCCACCGCCGCCGCCGCCCUUCCCCUACGCGACCUUCCCGCCCGCGCCGGCACCCGCGUCCGCUCCGCCCGCGCGCCUCUUCCGCCUGGACAGCCUGCUGGGCUUGCAGCCUGAACCACCCGGACCCGUGGCGCCCGAGCCACCUUGCUGCGCCGCGCCCGACGCCGCCUUCCCGCCCUGCGCCGCCGCAGCCUCGCCGCCGCUCUACUCGCCCGCGUCCGAGCGCCUGGGGUUGCCCGCGCCGCUGCCCGCCGAGCCUCUCCUGGCCUUGGCGGGAUCGGCCGGCGCGCUCGGGCCGCUCGGAACCGGGGAAGCCUACCUGAGACAGCCGGGCUUCCCGCCGGGGCUGGAGCGCUACCUGUGAGUCGCUCUCCGCUGCGGGAGCGCCUGGCGGAGCCUUCUGCCCGUCCCGCGCUGGAGCAGUGCGAGCUUGGCCUGUGGUACCCGCCCGCCCGCAGCGUGGCGCAAUUCGCUGGGUCCCCGAGCCUUGCCUGGGGCUAAGCCUUCCCUGCCCUCCUCUAUCCCUGGGGAGACCCUGGCUGUCUCAACACCAGACUGAAGCGCCCUCUCCAAUUUGAGGUCUUUCCUCCCUUGUGCUCCCCACCUAAGCACCCUCGGUGCUUUGGAACUCCAGCCACAAAUGUCCCGGUGAGUUCCAGUCUGUGGAAACUUUUCGUCCCAAGGCACCUCCUCCAUCUCUGAUGUUUUGCCAACACAUCAGAGGUCAGACUCCUGGGUUCAUUACUUCUACCCCAUCUUCCUCCAUUUAUCAAUAAGUUGGGCAAAUUUGUCCCCUGCCCUAGCUUUACCUGUCUGUGCUUGUUUUCUUACCGAGACCCGCCCCACAAAGACUCACCUGAAGGCUCUGCUCCGGGUCUGAGAACAGUUCUUCAGACUUUUCUAGGUUACACAGCACCAGGAUCUCCUGACUGAAUGGGGGGAUUAAUGGGCGUCCGUGGCUGCCCCACCCCACGGAAAGCACAGAACGUAUCUGUUUAUUGUUAUUUUUCAAUCAAAGCUGGUUUAAUUAA
Molecule: messenger RNA, 1569 nt
Organism: Mus pahari (shrew mouse)
Lineage: Eukaryota; Metazoa; Chordata; Mammalia; Rodentia; Muridae
Gene: Foxe3
Product: forkhead box E3
Exons: 1
Coding region: 36-902 (288 amino acids)
Biological process (GO): regulation of transcription by RNA polymerase II; cell differentiation; anatomical structure morphogenesis
Molecular function (GO): DNA-binding transcription factor activity, RNA polymerase II-specific; RNA polymerase II cis-regulatory region sequence-specific DNA binding
Source: RefSeq, a predicted model, not a curated record